AUCCUGUUCUGGGGCCUGCGGGACCUGAAGAGGGUGAACUUGUUCGAGGUGAAUGAGCCCCAGGUGGUCAUUGAAUGUGCUGGCAAGAAGGUGGAGUCAGAAGUGAUUGUGACCUACAAGGAGAACCCCAACUUCACUGAGCUGGUCAAAUACAUGGAUGUGGAGCUCCCAGAGCAGGUAUACCUGCACCCUCCCCUCAGCAUCUUUGUGGUGGAACAGCGAGCAUUUGGGCGCACUGUGCUGGUGGGUAGUCAUGUUGUGUCCGACGUGAUGAAAUUCUCUCCCAGGGAGCUGGAGGAGGAACCAGAGGAUGUGACCAAAGCUCAGAAAGUCUCAUCCCACCGUCUUCCCUCUCAGACUGUGGUAAACAUUGGACUGGCAACUGGUGACCCAGGUCCCAGCACCAACCCCCUUAGUCUUGUGAAGGCUCCUUUGAAGAAAAUUCCUAUCAAUAAGCUUGUAAAGAAGGAAGAUGAAUAUGAAGAGGAAAAACCAGAGAUGGAAGAACUGGAUUGGUGGUCCAAGUACUAUGCAUCCCUGAAGGAGCUGUAUAACCAGACACGCAGUGAUGAGGAAGAUGCCGAGAAUGAUGACCUGAAUGAUGCAGAUGGAGGGAAUUUAAAUGCAGCCUACAUUGACAUGGAAGCAGAGGAUGAGGCAGUGAUUGAAGCUGAACCUGCUCGACCCAAGAGGAAGCUCAUUGCUACCCUUCAGAUCUACAACUCUGAGCUGGAAAAUGAGUUUGGUAAUUUUGAAGACUGGUUGUGUAUUUUCCCUCUGCACCGUGGCAAAGCAAAUGAAGAUGAAGAUGGAAAUGAGGAUGAACAUUUAGUGGGGAAGUACAAGGGAUCCUUCUAUGUAUACCCCACUGAGGAAGCUGGCCCGGAGCCCAAGGUCUCCCGGGGCGUUCCAAGGAACAGACCCAUCAAGGUUCUUGUAAGAGUUUACAUCGUUAAGGCUACGAACCUGUCCCCAGCAGACCCCAAUGGCAAGGCAGAUCCCUACGUGGUGGUGUCUGUGGGGCGGGAGCAGAAGGACACAAAGGAGCGAUACAUCCCGAAGCAGCUCAAUCCUGUGUUUGGAGAAGUUGUGGAGCUGACAGUCUCCUUCCCCACGGAAUCAGAACUCACUGUGGCAAUAUUUGAUCAUGAUUUGGUUGGAUCUGAUGAUCUGAUUGGAGAGACCAAGAUUGAUUUGGAGAAUCGAUUCUACAGCAAGCACAGAGCCAACUGUGGAGUGGCUGCUCAGUAUGAUGUAAACGGCUACAACAUGUGGCGAGAUGCUUUCAAACCCACACAGAUCUUGGAUAGUUUAUGCAAGAAAAACUCACUCCCUGCUGCAGAGUACAGACGGGAGGAGGUCAAAGUGGACAACAAAAUAUUCAAGGUUCCUCCAGAGGCUUUUCCUGAAGAGGCCUCUGUGAGGAACACGAGAGGAGUGGCAGAUGAGGACUGGUCAGUGGACGAUGAACACAAGGCUUUGUAUGUCCUGCAGCACUGGGAGGAGAUGCCAGGGUAUGGGUACAAGCUGGUGCCAGAGCAUGUGGAGAUCCGGUCUUUGUACAACCCGGGGAACCCUGGGCUUGCACAGGGCUCCUUGCACAUGUGGAUUGACAUGUUUCCAAAUGAUGUCCCUGCACCACCACCUGUCAACAUCAAGCCACGACUGCCUGUCAGCUAUGAGCUGCGCGUGAUUAUCUGGAAUACGGAUGAUGUGAUCCUUGACGAUGUCAACCCAGUGACGGGAGAGCCUUCCAGUGACAUCUAUGUGAAAAGCUGGAUAAAGGGUCUUGACCAUGACAAGCAGGAGACGGAUGUUCACUUUAACUCCUUGACUGGGGAGGGCAAUUUCAACUGGAGGUUCAUCUUUCGCUUCAACUACCUCCCAACCGAGAAGGAGAUCACUUACAAGAAGAAGGACUCUGUCUUCUCUGUGGAGGAAUCGGAGUUCCGGGAGCCAGCUGUUCUGGUCCUCCAGGUCUGGGAUUACGACAGGAUUUCAGCUAAUGACUUUCUAGGCUCCAUCGAGCUGAAGCUGCAUGACAUGGUGAGGGCAGCCAAGAGCUCUGAGCAUUGCACCAUCAAGAUGGCCAAGGAGAACGCAACACCUCGCUUCUCCAUCUUCCGAAACAAGCGCACGAGGGGCUGGUGGCCCUUCAUCAAACUCAAAGAAGAUGAGGAAAGAGAGGAGGGGGAGUACAAGAAGAAGAAGAAGAAGAAAAAGAAGUGGAGCAGCUCAGUCAAACCAGAGGACGUGGAAUUCACAGACUCCAGUGGGAACAAGUACCUGCUGACGGGUAAGGUGGAAGCAGAGUUCCAGCUGCUGACUGUGGAGGAGGCUGAGAAAAGUCCUGUUGGCUUGGGUCGAAAGGAGCCUGAACCCCUGGAAAAGCCCAACCGGCCCAAAACUUCUUUCAACUGGUUUGUGAAUCCCAUGAAGACCUUUGUGUUUUUUAUCUGGAAGAGGUACAAGAAAUACAUAAUUGUGCUGUUCAUUGUCACUGUUCUGACUAUCUUCCUGGUUCUUUUGAUUUACACCAUGCCUGGAUACAUCAGUGAGAAGAUCAUCAAUGGAUAA
Messenger RNA from Acanthisitta chloris (rifleman), 2577 nucleotides. Its product is annotated as fer-1-like protein 4. The annotation marks the transcript as partial. Lineage: Eukaryota; Metazoa; Chordata; Aves; Passeriformes; Acanthisittidae. Gene Ontology annotation, biological process: plasma membrane organization. The record is from RefSeq and is a predicted model, not a curated record. The transcript has 18 exons.